Molecule: messenger RNA, 2041 nt
Organism: Cydia fagiglandana
Lineage: Eukaryota; Metazoa; Arthropoda; Insecta; Lepidoptera; Tortricidae
Product: 4-aminobutyrate aminotransferase, mitochondrial-like
Exons: 9
Coding region: 175-1641 (488 amino acids)
Biological process (GO): GABA catabolic process
Cellular component (GO): mitochondrion
Molecular function (GO): pyridoxal phosphate binding
Source: RefSeq, a predicted model, not a curated record
UGACAUCAUAUUGACAAUUGUGAAUAUUGACAUUGGGCUCAAAGAGCAUAUAAUCACUACGUCUUUCGGCUAUCGCCAUGUAUUUGUGUUGAAUGCCGAUCAACUUGUUCCCGUAAAGACAAGAUCUUUGGUUUCUGAUUAGUUACUUUUACUUAGAUACUGAAGGGAAUAAACAUGUUCCGUAUAAUGAAGGUUCCCGAGAAUGCGUUGUUGCCCGCUAUAAAAUACUCCAGGGGCCUGUCUGUGACACUCCAAGAGCCAGAGAAGCCGUCAGUCAAAACAUCGGUGCCGGGGCCCAAAUCACAGUUGUUGUUUACUGAACUUAACAGUAUACAGCAAGCUCAAUCUGUGCAGCUAUUUGGCGACUAUGAUAAGUGCGCUGGCAAUUACUUCGUGGACGUGGACGGGAACGAGUUUCUGGACGUCUUUACCCAAAUAUCGUCGGUCCCAAUAGGAUACAACCACCCUGCGUUGCUGAGAGCAUUUGAAGAUAAACAUGCCCUUAAAUCUCUUAUCAAUCGGCCAGCGCUCUUAGUGUUUCCACCGGCCGACUGGCCAUCGAAGCUGAAGCGUGUGUUGCUCGCUUUUGCGCCGCGCUGCAUGAGCCACGUGUACACGAUGAUGUGUGGCGCCUGUUCUCUCGAGAACGCGUACAAGUGCGCGUUCUUCUGGUACCGUACGAAGGAACGCGGGGGGCGGGUGGACUUCACGGCUGAGGAAAAUACGUCCUGCAUGUUGAACCGACCGCCGGGUUCGCCGGAUUUGGCUAUCCUGUCUUUUUGGGGAUGUUUCCAUGGUCGCGCCUUCGGAGCUUUAUCCACCACGCGGUCGAAACCUAUACACAAAAUGGAUUGCCCGGCCUUCGAUUGGCCCGUGGCCCCGUUCCCGAGAUACAAGUACCCACUUCAUGAAAAUAAAGCCUAUAACUGUGAGGAAGACCAAAGAUGCCUUGCCACCGUAGCGUGUAUCAUAGAAGAACGCCUAAAAUGCUGUAGGCCGGUGGCGGGCUUAGUUGUGGAGCCGAUACAAUCUGAGGGAGGAGACAACGAGGCGUCCCCGGAGUUCUUCCAGAGUCUUCAGCAGAUCUGCAAGCAAAUGGGAGUAGCUUUCAUCGUAGACGAGGUUCAAACAGGGUGCGGCCCGACGGGCAAGAUGUGGGGCCACGAACACUUCGACCUGCCCUCACCCCCGGACUUAGUCACAUUCAGUAAGAAAAUGCUCACGGGCGGGUUUUAUACGUCUUCGGAGUUCAAGCCUGCACAGGGUUACAGAAUUUUCAACACCUGGAGCGGAGACCCUGGAAAGUUGAUCCUUCUGGACCAAGUACUUCGUAUCAUUGAGCAAGAGCAGCUAUUAGUUAAUGUUCAGAAAACUGGAAAAGUAUUGAAAGAUGGUUUACAUGUACUCGAGAAAGAAUUUCCCAACGCAAUAGGAAGAGUGCGCGGGCGAGGCACGUUCUUAGCAUUCUGUUCCCCUAGUGCUGAAGUGAGGGACAAAAUUAAUAACAAUUUGAAGAAAAAUGGUGUUCUGAGCGGCAUGUGCGGAGAAAAGUCGAUCCGCCUGCGACCCGCGCUCAUCUUUCAGGAGAAACACGCUCACAUCUACUUGGAUAUCCUAAGAAAAACAUUGAAAGAACUUUAAAGUUUAAACGUGCUUGCUUUUUUUAAAUAUAUUUUCAAGCGAUCUUCGUAUAAUAAGUACUGUUUUUUUAUGCUGACGUAUUUUGUGAUAUUAUUUUUACUAUGUAUUGAUUUAAAAUUAGGGUUUCCGCGAUCGAAAUUUUCACUAGAUGGCAGCACCGUGACCAGGUCUUUUUGACAGCUGUUGUCAAAAUCCACCAAUGGCACCAAUAAAAAAAACAUGCUUAAACAUGAUUGGUGGAUUAUGACAGCUAGACCUCUCACCACUGUGCUGUCAUCUAGGGAAAAACGCGAUCCCGGAAACCCUCAUUAACUUGACAACCAUUCAUAUUUUUUACCGCUAGUUUUUAAUGUAAAGAAUGAUGUUUUGGUAACAAUCUAAAAGGUUUCAAGGCUUUGUC